Messenger RNA from Drosophila novamexicana, 2941 nucleotides. RefSeq names its product GTP-binding protein Di-Ras2. Gene Ontology annotation, molecular function: GTPase activity; GTP binding. The transcript is spliced from 6 exons. NCBI's taxonomy places the organism in Eukaryota, Metazoa, Arthropoda, Insecta, Diptera, Drosophilidae. The record is from RefSeq and is a predicted model, not a curated record. The coding region runs from base 10 to 831 and encodes 273 amino acids.
GACAACAAAAUGGCGGAUCUGGAACGCAUACGACUCGUGCUGCUGGGCGGCGCGGGCGUCGGCAAGAGCUCCAUUGUGAAGCGUUUCCUAUUCAAGAGCUAUACGGACAAAUAUCGCGCCACCGUCGAGGAUCUAUACAAUCGCGAAUAUGACCUCGGCGGCGUCACGCUAAAGGUGGACAUUUUGGACACAUCCGGCGACAUGCAAUUCCCCGCCAUGCGACGUCUCUCCAUCGCAACGGCCCACGCCUUCAUGCUGGUCUAUGCAACAACAUCGGCGCCCAGCUUUCAGUGUGUCAAGCAAUGCUUCGAGGAGAUUCGCGAACAGCGCGCCGACUUUCAGGAUAUACCCAUUGUUAUUGCUGGCAACAAGGCCGACUUGGCAACCACCCACCGGGAGGUGCGGCAGGAGGAGGUCACAGAUUGGGUCUUUUGCGAAUUGCCACGACUCAGGGCCAAGGUGGUCGAGUGCUCGGCCAAGGAGGACACCAACGUGACCGAACUGUUCAAGACCCUGCUCUCCCUGUCCCGCUACCUGCCCGCCAGCAGCAGCAGCGUCGGCCCGGGCGCCGCCAGCGUCGAACCGGCGCCCAGCGGCUUUAAGCGCCGCUCCUCGGCCUAUGUCAGCGCAUCGUCCAGUCGCAACAAAAACCGCAUGAACAGCCCCUCGGUGAGCGGCGACAAGAAGUCGAGUCUCGUGGAUGCCGUCGAUGUGGCCAGCACCAGCGCCGAGGCCAAACUGAAGCCACGUUCCAGAUCUCUCAUACGCCGUGCAUCACGCAAGACCAAGCAGCAAAUCAACAACGCAUCCGAUGACUGUAAUUUGCAGUAAAUUGCCAAAAACUAAUUUUUAAUUUAAUCAUAAUACAAAUAAUAUUCAUAAUAAUUAUGAUAAUAAUGAAUGUCUGUCUGUCAAAAGUUGCUCAAUUGCAAUUAAGAUGUAUGAUGUAAGGGUAAGCGUCUCGAUAUUCUAUCAAUAUGCAGCUUGAUUACUUAUCGAUAACUCAUCGAUGAUUUAUCGAUAUUCUACAAACCAAACUCAAUUACUUAUCGAUUUCUUAUCGAUUCCUCAUCGAUUUCUUAUCGUUACCUCGUCGAUGAUGUAUCGAUAACUCAUCGAUGACUUAACGAUAACUCAUUGAUGACUUCUAUACCUCUAUACCUAUAUCGAUACCUCAUCGAUGAUGUAUCGAUAACUUAUCGAUUACCUAACGAUAACUCAUUGAUGACUUAUCGCUACCUCAUCGAUGAUUUAUCGACAACUUAUCGAUAACUAUAUUGUUGUUUACAGCUAUAAGUACAAACUUUGCUCAACUGUCCGGCAUUCUAUUUAGUUGUGAUUCAAUAUUUGAAUGGUUUAAGGGGACCAGUUUUAUUUGAAAUCAUUUUUAUAAGCCGAUAACUUUAUAUCCUUGCUUUAAAUAUGAACUAAACUCAAGCGUCAGCAAGUCUAUUUAGUUGGGAUUAAAUUAAAUAACAAGUCCUAAGGGGACCUGGUUUAGUUGUAUUAGAAUUUCGGGCAGCUUAUUGUCAUGACAAUUUCUUCGUUGUUCACAAAUUUAAAUAGCAAUUUGUUCUUGAGGGAAUUUAUGUAUAUGAAUUAUACGACAAAUUUGAAGAAUAAAUCUUGUAGUUCCUUUGAUGACAGCAAAUUAGGCUAAGUUAAUCAUGUUUUCGGUUCGGGCUAGACUUAAGCUACACAUAAGUAAAUGUUAUUAACAAUUUAAAUACAGUGUAUUCAAAUGUUUAAGCAAAUGCAACAUAUUAAUUGUCCUAGGUACAAAUCCGUGUAGUUUAUGUAGUUGAAGAAAAUGAAAAAAAAUAGAAAAAAGAAUAAUAUGAAAUGGGAAAAAAUAUAUAUGUAUUUGUUAUGCGGCAAGUUAUUUUGCUUGCGGCCCACAAAAGCUGACCUUGUUUGAGUACAAGCGAAAAGCCAGGAAAAUGUUUGAGCAAUUUAUGGCAUUUUCCAGUUAACUCUUUUUUACACUUCUUCUUCAAAGGCAGAGAAAUGCUGCACAACAAUUUAUUAUGCAAAGUGAGCUGCUAAUUAAUGUUGCCGGGCGUACAUAUAAAUAUGCAGCGCAUAGUUUGUGUUCCUUCUUAUUAUUAUUAUAAUUUGCUCUUUUUGCAUUUUUCUCAAUUGCAGUCAAAAAACAUAUUCAAGGAUAAUACAGGGUGCAUGCUAAUUGCCAAAAUUAGGAGCCAAUCAAAUAAAUCAAGAUGAAAAACUAAUAUGAAUUUUUGCAUUAAAUAUUAGAGCAUUAGAUGUUAUAUUAUAUACUAGGCUAAUGUCAUAAUCAAUAAAGCAAAUUAUAUAUAUACAUAUAUAUGUAUAUUUGAUUCCGAAUUAUUUGUUAAAACGUUGCAAGAGUUUGGUAAAUGCUAUUAAUGGGAUUUGUAAAUGAACCAACCAAUAAAUACGGCAGAUGCAAAGUGAAUUGUGAUGAAAAUAAUAUUUAAAGCUAAUGAUUUACUCAAUAGUCAAAUAGAGAUUACGAACGGGGUUAUGGCUGGGCUGGAGUUGAGGCUGACGUCCAGUUAAAUGUAAUUUUUAGCAUAAUAAGUACUACUAAAUUGUUUAUACAUUGUUAUUAAAUGUAGUUAAUUGCAACAACAAAUCUGUGCAAGAGAGAGAGAGAGAGAAGGCAUCUAGUUAAAUAGGCUAGGAAAUAUCACGGGCAAGAUAUAGCUGUCAGAUAUAUAUCUAGUAAUUGUUGUUGCGCAAAGUUUACUUAGCUAUAGGUUUUGUUAAACAUUCAAAUCAAAAUUUUGAAAUAUAAAUUUGUGUACGUAAUUCGAUUGUUCAUAUUAAAACAAAACAAAAUAACUAGAAAGCCCAACAAAAUCAAUGCCGAGUUACAGUUACUCAAAAAUAUCUACACAUAUGCAAAAUGCAAAGAAAUUGUACUUAAUUUUAAAAUAUCAACAGAAAUAAAAUAAAU